GCAGAAACGCGCCGCGUAUCCAACGGUCUCAUUUAAAACUACAUUUCCCCUUUUCAGUCGGCUUUGUUGUUAACGUACAUCCUGGGCUGGGGCGAACCGCAUCAACUCCGGAGCAGAUUGCAAACAGCCGCCUCGUCUUUGGUCCACGUACCGAUCCCUGUUUAGUGCCAAGGAAUGGCAGAAACAUCAGAGACGUCAAGUGAUACAGAGUCGUCCUGUGGCUGGACCAUUAUUAGUAAUGAGGGCUCAGAUAUCGAGACGUUGGGGUCGGAGGUGACAGUGGAGUGUGGAGCAGGACUGUUAGAGCGCCCCCGAGUGGAGGAAGCAGAGCUGCAGGAUGUCGCCGCAGCUGAUGCUGGAUGUAUUAAAGAGAAACGUGCUUCAAUUGAUGAGACGCUGCAAGAUCCAACCAUAGAAGAAACGCUGUGCGCUUCAGAGGCUGGAGACAUGGCUCCAGAGACGGUGCACGUGUCUCUGCUGUCCUCCAGCGACCAGUCAGACAUCGUAACUCUGGGAGACUUGAAGGAGGAUGAUCACUUAGAGGAGGAGGAGGCGGCAGCGGCCAGCGAGGAGUUCUACAUGGGCACAUCCUGCAGCAGCCAAUAUGCCUUCACCGCUGGAGAGAGUGCAGGUUUGAUGUUGAGUCACUGGAAACUUCCACAGAGUCUGGUGACCUUAGGGCAACAUCUGAGAAGUCAGCUCACUGGAAGUCGCUCCUUUCCAGUAUUCCCAGCGCAGCAGCCGGUGGUGACAAACUCGAGCAGCAGCGAGGACGAGGCGGGACGAAGUGCCGGUACCGUGGUACGAAGAAGGCGGCUGAGGAAGAAUACCACAAGUAGCAUGACAGAGCCUGAGGAGGAGGAAGCACUGGAGACUGGGUCAAAUGAGGAAAAGGCCAAAGAAGAGACACAGCAGGAGGCGCAGGCCGAGGUUAGACCGGCUGGAGCUCUGGAUGCACAAAGUCAAGGCCCAGGCAGUAGAAUGCUCAAGUACAUCCUGGUGGUCGUCGUAGCCGUAACCUUACUGCUACUCUGCGGCAUGAUGAGGAUUCAAGAAAGACAGAAAAGUGUGAAAAACGUGGUCAGUGAGCUCAAUGUGUGCAAAGAGGGACGGGUCUUUAGCCGGGAAGACCCGGAGGAGCACAAACUCAUUUCCCUGCUCACACAUGAGAUUGAGAAGAUAAAACAUGAGAACCAGGAGCUCAACAUCAAACAGGCGCAUAUUCAGGCCCAGAGAGACAACAUGGAAAAGCUGCUGAAAGUGAAAUCUGAGGAGAAGACUAACAUCAUGUCUCAGCAGCAGAGUUUGGCUGCUGAAAACCAGCUGCUGAAAAGCUCUCUGGAACGUGAAGAAAACUCCCUGCUGACUUUACAGGAGGAGCUGAGAAACCUGCGCAGUAGGAUUAGGGAUCUGGAGGCGAUGGGCGCCGGAGCUGACUCCCUGCUCUCAGAAAACCAGAGGCUGAAGGAUCAGCUGGAGGAGGAGAAGCAGCAGAUGAGGAAGUUCCACAGUCAGAAAGAAGAACUGAUGGCUGAAGCAAAGACCGUGAGGGAGAGGCUCAAUAAAGAAAGGGAGGUCACAGAGGAGCUGAGAAGAGAGCUGAGUCGCGUCACUGGUAGAGAGAGUGAGUCCAGUUCAGAGACAGAAGAGUUGCAGCUACGUCUGCUGGAGCUGGAGAAGAGACUGAGCUUCGAGCAGCAGCGCUCUGACCUGUGGGAGAGGCUGUACGUGGAAACCAAAGAAGAAAGAGCCAAAGGAGACACGCAAACCAAGAGGAAGAAACCAUCGGACGGCAUGGCGGGUAGAGUGAAGCAGACAUUUGAUGCUGUGAAGAACUCCACCAAAGAGUUUGUCCACCACCACAAGGAGCAGAUAAAGAAAGCGAAGGAGGCUGUGAAGGAGAACCUGAGGAAGUUCUCAGAUUCCGUCAAAUCGACUUUCCGACACUUCAAGGACUCAGCAUCAACUUUCAUCAACAAGGCCAGAGGAUUCUACGACAAGAAGAAUUCAAAGGAGUCGUGGCAGCACAGGUCCCACAGGCAUCAUCACAGACACCCGCACAAAUCUGACGACUCCUCCCAGAGCAGCGGCAACACCAGAAAACCAGGGGGGAAGGUCCACGAGGACCGAGGCCAAAGCAGCAACAAGGCAGGGGCCAAAGGAUGCAUCGGGGUCUUCGACUGCGCUUACCAGGAGUCCAUGAGCCUCUUUAACAAAGGCAUCGAGCCAAUUAGAGCGGAUGAAUUCUACCAGCUGUUGCGGAGCUACCUGCAGCAGGAGGUCGAACACUUCCACCACUGGAAAGAGGUGGAAGUGUUCGUCAACAACUUCUUCCACAACGGAGUGUUCAUCCACGACCAGAUGCUGUUCACAGACUUUGUCAGCGGUAUCGGGGAGUACCUGCUGGACAUGCAUGAGUAUCACGGCCUCGAUGAAGAUGUGUUUGGAGAUCUGAAUGACUUCAUCUACAGGCACUUCUUUGGGGAGGCCUACAUUAAAAACUAUUCCCCGAGUGGUCCCUUCGAAAGACCCAACGCAGAUUCAAAGGAUGAGUCACGAUCAAAGCAUCAGCAGCGCAAGCAACAAAGAACUAGAUCCCGUCCACACAGUGAACGCAAGUGGAGCAGGUCAGGAAGAAACACAGACAGACACAUGGCCGACGUCAAAAUAGAGCUCGGCCCAAUGCCAUUCGAUCCCAAAUACUGAAAACGUCUCAGCUGGUUUAAUGUUGUAGUUUUAGAUUCUAUGUUGGGCUUAGAUGCAAAGAUUUGUAAGUUUGCACAAUGUUGAGUUUUCCCUGCUACUGAGUGUUAUUGAACGGUUGUGUUUUUAGUUAGGUUUGAGUGAAAGAUGUGUCAUUGCUUAUAUGCACGUUAAGAAAACUUACAUGAAAAAAGGUUAAAUGAACUGAUAAAGUAUGAUUUGCUGCUGAAUCAGCACAGAUUUUAUUUCAGCUAAUAAAUGUUGGACAACAAAUUCCUACUUAGGAACCAACAACUGUGCCAUGUUGCCACGUUUAGUUUUAAAGUAACAAUCAUACUGUAUAGUUGUUUUAAUUUGCUGCUACAACAACAGGUUUGCGUGCUGUUCGGUUUUCUUUGCUGUCAACGCUGUUCUUACAUUCCACCUUAAGCUUGUUAUAACUGGACUGGGCAGUUUUAUCAGAAAACCAAAAUAUAAUAAAAAAUAGGCUGACAAAUGUAAUAAUUUUUACAUCUGAUAUUUUAAAUUUACAUUUGAGGUAAAAUAGUUCAGUAUGAAAUCACAAGACAGUUUCAUGAAGGAAACAAAACUGCGAUUGUUUCAGUGUUUGUUAGUGCCUUUCAUAAAUAAAGAUGCUUCCUCCGA
Molecule: messenger RNA, 3348 nt
Organism: Betta splendens (Siamese fighting fish)
Lineage: Eukaryota; Metazoa; Chordata; Actinopteri; Anabantiformes; Osphronemidae
Gene: ccpg1
Product: cell cycle progression 1
Exons: 11
Coding region: 175-2706 (843 amino acids)
Cellular component (GO): membrane
Source: RefSeq, a predicted model, not a curated record